Messenger RNA from Symsagittifera roscoffensis, 3337 nucleotides. RefSeq names its product sodium-coupled neutral amino acid transporter 7-like. Gene Ontology annotation, molecular function: L-amino acid transmembrane transporter activity. Lineage: Eukaryota; Metazoa; Xenacoelomorpha; Acoela; Convolutidae. The transcript is spliced from 10 exons. Gene Ontology annotation, biological process: amino acid transmembrane transport. The coding region runs from base 475 to 2049 and encodes 524 amino acids. The record is from RefSeq and is a predicted model, not a curated record.
UAUAGUGGAAAUCGCAUAAAGAGAGAUAGUAUUGACUUUAAAUCUCGCAGAAUUGGCUCUGUUAUUCCAUAUAACGGUAUCUACCAUAUGUUGAACGCAAAACCAACUUAAGUUGAAUGGUUAAUCCGAAAGGUAUCAAAAUAAAGUUAGAGUAUUUAUAGUGACUAUAUAGGUUUUAACUACCAAAACGGAUUUUUUUACCAACGCCGCCCUUACCAGAAUCCAAUCGUGUUCGAGCCCGGAAUUAUCGAUUAACAAAUUUUGUUAGCCUCAUAAUAAGUCAAAAACAGCUCUGAAAAUAUUAAUUGAUCUCAUAUUUUGAUGCAAUUUGACAUUUCCCUUACAUUGAUUAGUUAUUACUAAAAGUUUGUGAAUUGCAGUUAUUCGGCAAAUCGGGUACGACUUAGUCAGCAAAUAUCAAUUUUCCAGAGACGUGGAAGUGGAUAUCGAAAGUUAUAUACAAGUUAUUCAGACAUGCCUAUUCCUGAUGACGGAAACAAUAUCGAGGCAGAUCAGCUCUUAGUCCAUAGAUCAAAUGGCAAGUCAAAUGGCGUUGCAUCAAACGGACGCCAUAGUAAUCAUAUAGAAACUGCCCCGAAUGGAUCGGCAAUUGAAGAGUACCACCAGCCACCAAGCGGACCAAUUGACAACAAGGAGUCUUACGACUACGAAUCUGACAUCAAAAAAGACAACAUUCCCACACGCGAAGGAAUCGACGGCACAACAACAGCACUUGGAGGCACUUUCAUAGUAUCAAAUGCGGCUAUAGGAUGUGGUGCUCUGGCCUUCGCACACGCGUUCAAGGAGGCGGGAGGAUUGUACGUAGGAGUGAUCAUGAUCUUUGUAUGUGCGUGUCUGUGCUCACUCUCCUUACUCAUCUGUGGCUACGUCUGUGGCCUCUGUCGCUCCAGUGAGUUCCAUGAAAUGGGGCGGGAACUGCUGGGGUGGGUGGCAGAACUCCUCCUCCAACUCUGCCUUGUAGUAGCCAACCUAGCAGCCUGCACUAUGUAUUUCGUCAUCAUAGGGGACCAGCUGGAACUGAUCUUCAUCCGGACAACUGGUCCAGAGUAUUUCUGCAGUGACCCUUGGUUCUUCAACCGCAAACUCACCAUCUUCCUCGCCACCGUCAUUUGCGUCUAUCCCCUCCUGCUAGUGAAAAAGGUCGACUUCCUCAAGUACCCGUCUCUAAUUAGUGUGGGGAGUAUGAUCUACCUGAUGAUCGCAGUAGUCAUCAAGUACUUCUUAGACGGAGAGGAAGUGCAUGAUAAAGUGGAACUGAAUUACCAACCCGAUAACUGGUACUCAGCCUUCAACGCUUUUCCAACCAUUCUGUUCGGAUACCAGUGUAUGACGAAUGCGCCCCCAGUGUAUGCGAACCUAAAGAAGAAGACAUCCGCCACGUGGCUGCAGAUCACUUCUGGCACCAUCCUCAUCUGCACAGUGGUCUAUCUGCCAACUGCACUCUUCGGUUAUCUCACACAUGGAACCAGGAUUACGAGUAACAUUCUGAAGGCUUACAACCCAGACGAGACACUCAUCUUCAUCGGGCAAAUCGGAGUGAUGGCGUCGGUAAUGAUGACUUACCCCGUCGUGUUCUACGUCGCAAGGAACGCGUUCGACCCGAUGUACACCGGUGUGCGUAAACUGUUUGACACUAGCUAUGACCCUAUGGCCUGGUCCACUCGUAGGAGGAUAAUUGAGGCCACCUGUUGGUACCUCCUGACGCUAGUCCUCGGUCUCUUCAUCCCCAAUAUUGGAGUGGCCAUGAACUUCGCCGGAUCAGUCGCCGUAUUCUUCUACUUCGUGUUCCCAGGUGCCUUCUUAGUCAAAAUCGGAUACUCGCGUCGCGAAGAGCUGGGCGACAACUUGAUGAGAUUUGUGAUCUUCGUCGGGGCUCUGCUGUUUGCAUUCGGGUGUGCUCUGUUCAUUCAAGGAAACUACCUGGCAUUGGAAACAGUUUUGUCAAGCAAGAGUGAGCCCUCUUUUUGCGAACAGAGGAAACUUGACGCAGAAGCGGCCUUAACGACAACUCCCUUUCCCGGGCCUUAAAGGGUAGAUACAUUGUAGAAAGAGAUGUGGAAUACAGAAGGAAGAGAGGAGUUCAAGAAUCGGAAAAGUUAAUUAUUUGAGACCGAGUAAAGGAAUGUGGAAACAUGGGCGAAGCAGUUCAAAGAACACUGUCUUAGAUUUAGUUAGAGAACUCAACUUAACUGGUCAAGAAUGUGAUGUGAAUUUUUUUGAAGAAUUAUCGUUUUCCUUCUUUUGUUUUCUGCUCUCAUUAUAAUUCUGUAUAUAUGUCUCAAAACGUUCAUCAAUCUGGUUGCCAAAGCUCAAAUUGUUUCAAAUGUUUUUAAAGCUUUGUCGGCAAGGUUCUGUUUGCUCUACUUUGUAAUUGCUUUUGUGCUUGCUGCAUUUUGUGUGUGAAAAUUAUUGCACAGAAUAAUCUCAAAAGUUUUUGUUUCCCUAAUUUCUGUCAUUAUUUUUGGGAUUGUUUUGCUGUUUUGUUUAAACGAGCAAUAGAGUGUCACAUGAUUAUUGGUUAUUUAUACCUGCAACUUAAACGGAUAUUGGCGUUUACUUAUUUUUGUUAGCUUGAUUUUUCAUCAUUAUAAAAUUGGAGCCACAGAAAAAAGUUUUCGCGGAAAACUUUAUCAAACAAAAAGUUGAGCUGAGCUGAAAAAAUUCUUUUCGAUAACCGCGUUGACUUAAAAACUGAUCAAUGUUCUUGGCUUGAGUAACUAUUAUUUCUUUCUAAAUAAAAGACUUGUGAACCAUUUGCGUGCAUAAUUGAACAGAUCUUCGAAGUGAAUAAUAUUUUAUUUUUCUACCAAAUUCACAAAAUCAUCCAUGGACAUCAAAUAUUUCUUUAGAUUGUGAUCAAUGUUUCUAAAACCUACCUUUUAACUACCUGUUGACCGGGCGAUACUAACCUGUCCAAUUUCAAACUGCAUUUACUGUAUCAAUUUUGACGUCUUCAUUUUGGUUCUAGUAAGGCAGUAAAUAUUUGCUUGAAAAACUUGUGGUGUUAUUUUGUUAUAUUACCCAAUCUGCGAUUGGUUUUUAACCUCAAUUAUUACCUUCUGUUGGCCUUGCGCAAAUGUUAAUCAAGGUUUCGGCUUUAAUUCACUUCCGAACAUCGUUCUUUCUAUGUGAUUAGUUAGUUUAGUUGUGAUAAAUUGAUAAAAAGAUAAUAUUUCGUCAAGCUGAUCAUACUUUUUGUAUUGGGGUUAUCGCUUUCUUCAUAUUUGCAGCUCAUCAUCAUCAUUCUUGCUUUGCCUAAAUGUUUUUUUUUGGUUUAUUGGAUUAAGCAUGCCAAAUUCACCAAAGAUAAACUUUA